Sciurus carolinensis (gray squirrel) is the source of this 2864-nucleotide messenger RNA. RefSeq names its product zinc finger AN1-type containing 2A (gene Zfand2a). The transcript has 7 exons. Bases 271 to 759 code for a protein of 162 amino acids. Gene Ontology annotation, molecular function: zinc ion binding. The record is from RefSeq and is a predicted model, not a curated record. Gene Ontology annotation, cellular component: cytoplasm; endoplasmic reticulum. Gene Ontology annotation, biological process: protein targeting to ER; proteasome-mediated ubiquitin-dependent protein catabolic process. Lineage: Eukaryota; Metazoa; Chordata; Mammalia; Rodentia; Sciuridae.
CUGGGCGGCUUUCCUACGCGGCAGCCGCGGAUAAAUGGACCUACCUGCGGGGCGCGGCGAUGUUGUUCUCCUGGUGGAUGCGUAUGCGCCUUGGGCAUCCUGGUGUGUUUCCAGGUGCCAUCGUUCUUGCUACCUUGAUCCUUGUGGCUGACCACGGACAACGUCACCGCUUCUCUGUCUCUGCCACCACCUACUGGCCCCGGCUGCUCUGGUCCCCGCCAAGAACCAGGUGAUAUUGAACUGCCACCUCUAUUUUUAAUACUUCUUAUCAUGGAGUUUCCUGAUUUGGGAAAGCAUUGUUCAGAAAAGACUUGCAAGCAACUAGAUUUUCUUCCACUAAAGUGUGAUGCAUGUAAUCAAGAUUUCUGUAAAGAUCAUUUUCCCUAUGCUGGCCAUAAGUGUCCUUUUGCAUUUAAGAAGAAUGUCCAGGUCCCUGUGUGUCCACUUUGCAACAUCCCCAUCCCUGUAAAAAGGGGAGAGAUACCAGAUGUGGUGGUUGGAGAGCACAUUGACAGAGACUGCAAGUAUCAUCCUGGGGAGAAGAAAGAGAAGGUUUUCACAUACCGAUGCUCAAAAGAAGGAUGCAGAAAGAAGGAGAUGCUGCAGCUGGCCUGUGUGCAGUGCCAUGGCAACUUCUGCAUUCAGCACAGGCACCCUCUGGACCACAGCUGCAGAGCUGGGUGCUCAGCAACCAGUGCUUCAGAGUCUAAGCCAUCCUCCAGUUGGCUGGCCCAGCGACUCAGGUGGAAAGCAAAAUGACAUCACAGUAUCUUUUUUGGCGCUGCACCUGAAAUCAUUCCACGCAGUUUAACUUCGCACAUGACUAAUGCGAUAGUACUUUUUUACUUCCCAUGGCAAGCAGUCAAACUUGAACAUUUCCAAUGUUUGGCAAAAUAAACAGAGGGAUAUUGAUACUCCAAGGCAGGUUAUGUCACCACAGGAACAAAAUUUGGUGGCUUCAAAAGUGAUAUCUGAAUAAGCUAGAUUGGUAUUGGCAGCAAACUGGUUCAGGAUCCAGUCUUUGGGAAGUUUCUAGCAUGUAAACAACAGACAACUGACCACAGGUGUGGGGUUUGCCCAUGUGGCUUCUGUAAUGAGGUGUCUGUCUGAACCCAGGAAGCGGAAUACAUUAUUGAAGGUUCUUGUCCAGGGUGGCCCUCAGUCCCCGAAAGAACACAAGUCAUUUUUGUGCCUGGUCCUGAUUCAGGGCUGGACUGCUCUUGAGAAAGGGCAUGCAUUUGGACCCACAUGCCGUCUACCACAGCUGACUUCUUAAACUAGGUGACGAGCUAGCCUGUGAGACAGCUUGUUUCUACCUGGGUUUGCUGUCAACUGCAAGAAGAAAGUCACAAAACGCUACCUAUUCAAGAUGAAGCAAUGUCUGGUGUUGAAGUGAUAGAAACUUCCAGAAGCAAUUUAAAACCAUGAUAGCAGGCAGAGUGUUUCUUUGAGUACUGGAGGUUUUAUGAUUGAAUACUGGGGAUGAUUUUAUGAUUUCAACAAGGAGGAAACCCAAGCAGAAGGAGCUGAAGUGGGCAGCCAUGGUCUCUCAUAAUUUGGGUGAUGAACCAAUGUGGCGUUGCUGGCCUGAUGUUUUCUGCUGCUGGCUGUGAUCUCACAUAGUGCAGGUGGUGUUCUCUGCCGCUGGUGAGGUAAAUACAGCGUUAGGUUCAUACUGCCACCUUGAAACCAGACAGCUCUCUCACUGCCCGGGACCCUGGGGAUCAAGGAUGAGGAGAAAUGGAAUGAUACCCGAGCUGGUCCUGACCUCAGCCCCACAAUCCAGCCUUAACAUCCAGGCGUCCGCUGAGAAAGUUUGUCUUAACAAAAAUCCUAGCAGCUACUUUUUUUCUGGAAUCAUAGCCUCUAAAUAUAAUGGGGGAGGGGUCUGUUCUGUUUCCAUCCUUCAAAUAGGUGAUUAGACUGGGUCUGUGCUGCCUCUUUUAAUGGCAUUUUUUCUAGGCUGGUGUUUUCCAGUGUCAUUACACAUCAGAAUGGUAAGGGGCUUUUCAGUGUGUCCUACCCAAGUUUCUGAUUCUAGGUCUGUGUGGAUUCAAGAUUUGUACUUAGAAUGUUGCAGGUGGUGCUGCUGGUCUAGGGACAUACUUGGAUAAGCCACUUUCCUACAACUUCACUGUCCAGCGUGGCAACCACUAGCCAUGCAGGCCAUGGAUUUUUUUUUUUUUUUAAUUCUUCUUUUUUUGUACCAGGAAUUGAACCCAGGAGCACUUAACCACAGAGUCACAUAUCCAGCCCUUUAUUUUUAAUUUUGAAACAGGGUCUUGCUGAGUUGCUUAGGGCCUCUCUUAAGUUGCUGAGGCUUGCAUUGAACUUGUGAUCCUUCUGUCUCAGCCUUCCAACAGCUGGGAUUAUAGCCACCAUGCCUGGCUCAGGCCAUGGGCUCUUGAAUUGUAGCAGCAUAGCUAAAUUUUAAGUUUAAAAACCACCCAAUUCAGUUGUUAGAAAACCUGGAAGUAGACAAUAAAUGUUUUGUUAAAACUCGAAGAAAAAAAAAAAAAAAAAAAAAAAAAAAAAAAAGAAAACCUGGAAGUAUGUUGGGAUCCUGGGUUUGUGAAGCAAUUUUGUAACUGCAAAUUUUGGGGGAGUUUUUUGGUGCUAGGGAUUUAAUGCAGAGCCUUGCACAUGCUAAGAACUGAGUCUUGUGAAAUCUAAAUACAAAUCCCUGUUGAAAACUCACUAUUCACAUUGAGGUGUAUCCUGAUGGAGAAUCAAAGCACACCAGGCUUUGAAGACCAUAUUAAAAUGUAAAUGUAAUUUUAAAAACAUCCUUUACGUGUUGAAAUGAUAUCUUAGGUGUGCUUGAUUAAUAAAGCAUGAAGAUUAAUUUCAUCUGUUUCUGAUUU